Molecule: messenger RNA, 1755 nt
Organism: Ictalurus furcatus (blue catfish)
Lineage: Eukaryota; Metazoa; Chordata; Actinopteri; Siluriformes; Ictaluridae
Product: centrosomal protein of 55 kDa-like
Exons: 7
Coding region: 630-1652 (340 amino acids)
Biological process (GO): regulation of phosphatidylinositol 3-kinase/protein kinase B signal transduction; mitotic cytokinesis
Source: RefSeq, a predicted model, not a curated record
UACACUAUGAGAGCAGUACACUAUGAAAGCAGUACACUAUGAGAGCAGUACACUAUGACUGCAGUACACUAUGACUGCAGUACACUAUGACUGCAGUACACUAUGACUGCAGUACACUAUGUGAGCAGUACACUAUGAGAACAGUACACUAUGAGAGCAGUACACUAUGAGAGCAGUACACUAUGAGAGCAGUACACUAUGACUGCAGUACACUAUGAGAGCAGUACACUAUGAGAGCAGUACACUAUGAGAGCAGUACACUAUGAUUGCAGUACACUAUGAGAGCAAUACACUAUGAGCGCAGUACACUAUGAGCGCAGUACACUAUGAGAGCAGUACACUAUGAGAGCAGUACACUAUGAGAGCAGUACACUAUGAGAGCAGUACACUAUGAGAGUAGUACACUAUGUCUGCAUGACAUCAUGAAAUUCUAAAUUCUUGAUGACGUCUACCGGUCAGUGGUGAGGCUACAUCAGUCUUUCAGUCUCCACGACAAAGAACAAACCUCCUUCACAUCAACACAGACUUCUCCAGAAAAUCUGAAAGACUCGUGCAGUCCAGCCAGGAGACGCCAAAUUGUAGUGGACAUUUUACAACACUCGCAGACUCGUCCUCUGAAGGGAACAAUCAUGGGAUUUAAAGGAGCCAUGAAAACGUUUUCAAAGAAACUAGGAUUUAAAAGCAGUGGCUCAAAGGCUGUAGAAGCUGAACUUGAGAAAUUAAAGAAGGAAAAUGCCCAGCUGAGGAUGACCUUGGAGGACAUGUCGAAACAAAAUGGAAGGCUUUAUCCUGCAUGUCCUGAGUCAGAUGAAGCCAAGAUGCUGGAGGUUCCUUCAGGUGAGAUCGCCAUUCUCAAGGAGCAACUGCGAGAUGCUCAGGAAAAAAAUCAGAAAUGGAAAGUUUAUGACCAUGAGAGAGAGUCCCGUAUGCAGUGGAAUCUGGCCAGACGUAUAGAGCUCGAGCAGCAGUUAAACCAAGCCCAGCGAACACUAGAACAACAGCACGAAGAGACCAAAUCAGAAGGUCAGUCACCUGCCUCCAUGCAGCAGGAGAAGCAGCUGCAGAAGAGCCAGAGGGAGAUGGAGGAGGAACGCAAAAGAGCGAGCCGCCUACAGGUCGAGUUGGUGGAGCUGAAAGCCAAGUAUGAAGAGAAGAGCCGUGAGGUGGUGCGAGUCCAGGAGGAGCUGCAAGUGGAGCGUAGAAGUUGGCGACAAACUUUAGCUUUACGGCAUGAAGAUCAGAAAAGAAUGGCUGUUUUAGAGCAACAGAUCCAAUUGUCUGCUAGAGACUUUGAGAACGAGAAACAGGACCGACAAAGUCUACAGCACCUGCUCCACAAAGUGCUGAAGGAGCUUCGCAAGGCUAGAGACCAAAUCACACGCUUGGAGUCGGCGGAAAUCCACGUUCACCAAAGUAUCACUUUUAAAAAAAAGAAACUGCAGCGAGAAACUCGGUUCUCUGAGCCAAGCUCAUGCACCAGGCUGGAUUUGGAUAAGACGACCAAUCAGGACUGUAUCCUGAACCCCACAUCUCCAUUAAAGAGCUCCAACACAUUGGAUGAGCGCUUUCUGGACUGUCCCAUCUGCAGGGCCUCAUACCCUGUCAGCCAGCACAGAAAGCUCCUUGAACACAUUGACUACUGCUUUAAUUAAGGGAUUAGGGCUUGAUAUUGCUUAUAUUUUCCAUUUUUCCUCUUUUUUAUGUCUUUUUAUAUUUUUGUAUUCCAAAUAAAAUUUCCACUGUUUUUUUCAUUUA